AUGACGGCUGCUUGGUCUGCAAGGGACCCCACUGGCUCAAGGACUGCCCUACCGCGACGGGGAUGCAACGGGAAGAGGCGCGGAGGAAGUUCCGCGAGGCUAAGGAGCAGCGUUCGGGCGCCGUUAGGUCGAAGGCUGCGCGGUACGCUACCCCCAUCGGGAUCAGUCCGUAUCAAUGGGCUCUUGGAAAUGCCCUACUCGCCUGACACGGGUGCUGACAAGAGCGUUGUGCCCCGUGAUGAGUUCGACUCGCUUCGUGCCAUGCAGCCCAGCCUCCAGGCGGCGACACUCCUGCAUGCUGUGGAAGCCGUGAUGGCCGACGGACGUACCCAGUUGUGUGACCAAGAAGUCCUAUUGGAUUUGGAGUUGGCGGGUCGGGUGACGAGGUUUUUGCUAGGCCGUGACGUCUUGAAGGGCCUCGGUAUUGAUGUUGAGCAGCAGCUCGCCCAAUUGGCUGGCCCAUCCCUGCUGGAGGAUGAAACGGACGAGUUUCCCGUAGGUGACGCCAUUCCAGUCCCCCAAGACGCCGCUGGACUUGUCAACGGGUUUGCCCCGCUACUCGACCGAGCUGCAGCCAAUGGCAUGCCGCCAGAGCACCUCGGCACGCUGCGCGAGAUACUCGAGAUAUAUCCUGACGUGUGGGAACAAUUCGUCUCGCUGGGCGAGCGCUGUCGUGCCGGUACGCAAACCUGGUACGCAAACCUGGUACGCAGGACAAGUUCCGGCUGA
This is a messenger RNA of Phytophthora sojae, 729 nucleotides long. RefSeq lists its product as hypothetical. The record is from RefSeq and is a predicted model, not a curated record. The coding region runs from base 1 to 729 and encodes 242 amino acids. The transcript is spliced from 3 exons. NCBI's taxonomy places the organism in Eukaryota, Oomycota, Peronosporomycetes, Peronosporales, Peronosporaceae.